CAUACCUUCACAUUCAUACCACCGCCUAUUAACUCCUUAGUAUUAUUCUCUCUCUCUCUCUCUACACCAUUGUUCAUUUCUCUCUCUAUAAAUUCUCUUCAUCUCCCUCUGUUAACUCCUCUCUCUCUCUCUCAUGGAGCAACCCAAUGUCUUCACGAUUCUUGGGUUGUUUUUCCUGCUGAAUUCGGCAACUUUAGGAGGAUUGGGGUCUGAAUCCCGACCAAGGGGCCACCACCCAUGGCUUAAACCGCUCGGGAAACGCACGAUUACAGUCGAUUGCCAAGGCUUCGGCGACUUUCUAACUGUUCAAGCAGCCAUUGAUUCAAUCCCUGAGGGCAACACAGAGAAUGUCACCAUUCAAAUUGGUGCUGGGUAUUACGUAGAGAAGGUAGUGGUGCCUGCAAGUAAAGCUUUCAUAACGCUUCAAGGGGCGGGGCGUGAUGUUACGGUUAUCGAAUGGCACAACCGAGCAAGUGAUCUCGGCCCAACGGGCCAGCAACUACGAACUUAUAACACUGCUUCUGUUACUGUCUUCUCUAACCAUUUCACAGCUAGAAAUAUGAGCUUUAAGAAUACGGCUCCGGCCCCAAUGCCAGGGAUGGAAGGGUGGCAGGCGGCCGCAUUCCGGAUAUCGGGAGACAAGGCUCUGUUUGUGGGGUGCGGAUUCUAUGGGGCACAGGACACACUCUGUGACGAUGCGGGGCGGCAUUACUUGAAGGACUGUUACAUCGAGGGAUCCAUCGACUUCAUCUUCGGCAACGGCAGGUCCAUGUACAAAGAUUGCGAAAUACAUUCUAUUGCAACCAAGUUCGGGUCUAUAGCUGCACAAGCCCGGCAAUCUCCACUUGAGAAGACAGGAUUUGCAUUCGUGAAUUGUAAGGUAACCGGAACUGGGCCGCUAUACGUUGGUCGCGCUUUAGGCCAGUACUCGAGAGUCGUCUUUGCGUACACAUACUUCGACGACAUUGUCUCCAACGAAGGAUGGGAUGAUUGGGAUCAUAGAAGCAACCAGAGAAAGGAAGCAUUUUUUGGAGUUUAUAGAUGCUGGGGCCCUGGUGCUGGUUCAGCAAGAGGGGUGUCAUGGGCAAGAGAGCUUGACUUCAUGUCUGCAAAGCCUUUUCUUGUCAAGAGUUUUGUCAAUGGCAGGCACUGGAUUUCCCCAUCAGAUGUGUGAUAAGAUUUAACUUUUAGUUAUUUAUAGUAUCAUUUAUUCAUUUUAUUGAUUUAUUUUUAACACUUGGUUGGUUCCUUGUAAUUAUUAAAGGAAAUUGUAUGAGAUAUACCCCUUAUUUUUUUGAACAGUUAAUCACUAUUUUAUUAAUUAGGCUGAUUUAAAUUUGAGUAAUUGUAAACAAUAAGUUGACCAUUAGCGGUCUUGGAGAUACCCUCCUUGACCAUCUAU
Messenger RNA from Amborella trichopoda, 1402 nucleotides. It is a transcript of the gene PME5, whose product is annotated as Pectin lyase-like superfamily protein. The record is from RefSeq and is a predicted model, not a curated record. Gene Ontology annotation, biological process: pectin catabolic process; cell wall modification. Gene Ontology annotation, molecular function: pectinesterase activity. Lineage: Eukaryota; Viridiplantae; Streptophyta; Magnoliopsida; Amborellales; Amborellaceae.